Messenger RNA from Populus trichocarpa (black cottonwood), 711 nucleotides. RefSeq names its product anthranilate synthase alpha subunit 2, chloroplastic. The transcript is spliced from 3 exons. Bases 88 to 684 code for a protein of 198 amino acids. NCBI's taxonomy places the organism in Eukaryota, Viridiplantae, Streptophyta, Magnoliopsida, Malpighiales, Salicaceae. Gene Ontology annotation, biological process: L-tryptophan biosynthetic process. The record is from RefSeq and is a predicted model, not a curated record.
UUAUCGAGGAACAAUAACAUCUGUCAAUUAAUUCAAACUUGCAAAGAAAAGAAAGACAAGACGCCCUGCUUUGAAUUCUCUGCCGCCAUGGGCGAAGUCUCUCGGUUUACCUUUUCUCUCUCUGACAAAUGCUCUUUGAAGCCCGUGGACAAAACCCUUGCUGUUACUCAUCGUCUGCUUCCGCUAAAUCUCCGCUUGCCUGCAACUUCCCCCGUUAAUCUCAACGUUAGACUCUCAAUCUCAAGCUCAAGCUCGCGUGGCUGUACGCUCAAAUGCUCAGCUUCAACACCUGAUAACCAGGUAGCAAGAUUUCAAGAAGCUUCAAUGAAUGGGAAUUUAAUUCCUCUAUACCGAUGUAUAUUCUCAGAUCACUCAACUCCAGUGCUUGCUUACAGAUGUCUGGUUAGGGAAGAUGAUAGGGAUGCUCCAAGCUUUCUGUUUGAAUCGGUUGAGCCUGGCUUGGAUGCUUCAACAAUUGGGCGAUAUAGUGUCAUAGGAGCUCAACCAAGUAUGGAAAUUGUGGCCAAAGAAAACAUGGUUACAAUAAUGGACCAUUAUGAAGGUCGUCGGAGGGAGGAGAUUGUGGAGGAUCCAAUGGAGGUUCCUAGAAGAAUCACGGAGGGCUGGAAACCACAAUUUAUUGAUGAGCUUUUUAAUUGCAUUUUAAAAGUUUGUUCAACUUAAAAUAUAAUUAAAAUGUUGUUUUUUUUA